Molecule: messenger RNA, 2115 nt
Organism: Annulohypoxylon truncatum
Lineage: Eukaryota; Fungi; Ascomycota; Sordariomycetes; Xylariales; Hypoxylaceae
Product: GroES-like protein
Exons: 3
Coding region: 300-1610 (436 amino acids)
Biological process (GO): D-sorbitol catabolic process
Molecular function (GO): zinc ion binding; L-iditol 2-dehydrogenase (NAD+) activity
Source: RefSeq, a predicted model, not a curated record
AUCCAUAUCUCUAUCACGGAUUCUCACCUCCUGUAUAUGGGUAUUCGUUUUGUCAGGAGAAUCAAGGCACGUUAGUUUGGCUUGAUCUAUCCCCUUCAUAAUCUCAUAUUAUCCCGCGAGUUAUCAAACGACCUACCCUUUCCAGCUCAAGCUCCCUUGCCAAUUACCCCCAAAUCUUGCUACUAUCCUCCGCGCUCCAAUAUAAACCCCAUAAUCUAAAGCCUUUAAGACACUUAUUAGCUUCAGUUUUCAGUCUAUAUCCCACCUCAUCCCGCGCUACUAGACGUCAUCACUUGACAAUGGCGCCCUCCGCAAUGGCUGAUAUCGCACCAAUGCAGUUACCCGUUUACUCGAAACAUUCGAACAAGGUCAAUGCUUCCGUUUUGCAUGGGCCUCGAGAUCUUCGAUUGGAAGUGAGAAAUAUCGAGGAGCCAGGCCCUGGUGAGCUACAAAUUGCUGUCAAGUCCACGGGCAUCUGUGGCUCAGAUGUCUCCUACUACAAGAAGUUCGCCAAUGGAGAUUUGUGCGCUUGUGCUCCACUCUCCCUAGGACACGAAUCGUCCGGCAUGGUGGUGGCUAUCGGGCCCCAAGUCAAUGGAUUUAGAGUUGGUGACCGUGUCGCCUUAGAGGUUGGUGUCCCAUGUGGCCAAUGUGGUAUCUGCAGACAAGGCAGGUAUAACCUGUGCAAGAGGAUGCGAUUCAGGAGUAGUGCCAAAAGUGUCCCCCACUACCAGGGGACUCUCCAGGAGAGGAUAAAUCAUCCGGCCAAUUGGUGCCAUAAGCUUCCCGAGCAUGUCUCCUUUGAGGCUGCCGCUCUUCUUGAGCCGCUCUCUGUUGCGAUUCAUGCUGUAAAUCGUGCCAGUCCCGCGCCGGGCUCUACGGCUCUAGUUAUCGGUGCUGGAACAGUAGGUCUUCUGACUGCCGCCAUGGCGCGACAGUCUGGUUGCACAUCUGUCACUAUCACUGAUAUAGACGCUGGGCGUGUUAACUAUGCCGUGGAAAAGGGCUUCGCCACCCACGGCUUUGUUGUCCCUCAACCACUACAUACGUCAUCUAGUGGCUCAUCCAUCUUCACGAAUUCUGGAAGUUCUACUCCAUUGGAACCUGGCACUAUGACGCCCGCAAGCUUAUUUCCCAGCACCAUUCAUGACCAACUUGGAUGUGCUAAAAGUCUGGCGUCGGAAAUCCUCUCCUUAACAAAAGUUCCGCCUAAUUUGCGGGAUGAGGACGAAGACGAGGGAGUCGACGUAACGUUUGAGUGCACUGGCAAGGAGGCAUGUAUGCAUACGAGUUUGUACGCUACUCGACCCGGUGGUAAGGUCAUCAUGGUUGGCAUGGGUACUCCGAUACAGACUCUCCCGAUGUCUGCCGCACACCUCAGAGAAGUGGAUAUCCUAGGAAUUUUCCGAUACGCAAACACUUACGGGACUGGCGUGAGAUUACUCUCUACUCAAGGACACGGCGGGGUAGGCUUCGCUUUUCCAAACCUGGACGACAUGGUAACCCAUAAGUUCAAAGGCCUUGGUGCUGCGAAAAAGGCGUUCGACCUUGCUGGCAAAACUAUGGAUGAUGACGGUAAUCUUGUAUUGAAAGUCGUCAUCGAGGUCUAGUGUUCGCCUAUUCCAUAGCUUGCGAUAUACAGGCUAGUGUUAGGAUCUCGAAUACCCUUCUCAUGACCACUUCCUUUUACAGAUUCUUAGCAGCGGUAUAGAAUAUUGACGAAGAAAUGGAAAGCAUAAAGACGCGGGUGGCAUUGCACUGAUGAUUCGGGGAAGCAUAGCUUUUUUAUGAGCGGCUCGGAUGCCCGGUAAUGAAAAGUAUUACUGCAAAUUAGAACCGAGGCGCAAACCUGACAUCGGUUCGCUGGCUGGUCCCAGAUAAUUUUCCUUGGUCGUUUCUCUUGUGCUUCCAUUAUGUUACAUAUUACAUUCCCAUCACGGCAAUGCAUGAGAUUGGGUAGACCGGAGCCCUUAAGGCCGGCUGGUGUGGCACGAAACUGAACACUGACGGCAUUCGCAUUGGAUGCAGAUACGUACUAUCCAUGUCGUUUAUGUCCCGACGAUAGCGGCUAUUAUUAGUUAGGUAGUUACCUUAUCUACCUAUACUUCCUCAAAU